AUGUCAGUAAUUAAAGCAACUCGUAUUUUCCCUCAAGGAGAGUUGAUUCCUGUUAAGCAUUAUUUGGUUAGCUCAGAUGAUUUCACUAAUUCUAUUAAACCGAAGUCAUUCCAGUUUACAACGUUCCUUAUAGGUGAGGAUGUAGAAUUUGAUCAGUCCUGGGAUUUACCAUUUAUAAAAUUGAUUGAAAAUAUCGAUGAUAUUGAUAAAAGUCUGCGAUACAUAAUAAGCAAUUUCUCUUGGAGUCCAGGAUUGGGUAAUUUAAUGUUUCAAUAUGGUUCUUUACGAGCAAUUGCUGAACGAUAUGGUGCAAAAUUAAUCGUUCCUGUAAAAUGCAAAUUACGACGAGCCUUUAAGUUAGAUGCAGUUAUAGUGAGCAACGAAGUGAACGCUCAGUUGAUCCAAAAAUAUGGCCAACACGAACGUUAUUUUGAUGAAAAUUUGAUUCGUCAAGAGUUUACAUUUUUACCAGAAAUUGUUGAGCAAGCUGAUGGAUUUUUGUUAGAAGCAAAAUAUGAAAAACUGCAUUCAGAAGUUACAGUUAAAAAAGGUUCAAAUGAGAAUGAUCAGGUGGAUAUUAUUGAAGAUUUCGAUGCUGGCCGAGGCUAUGUGUAUAUUGGAGUGCACAUACGCUAUGGUAUAGACAUUACUAUGAAUAGCCGAAAUAUUAAGUACGGCCACACAACUGUUACUAGGGAUUACAUUACUAAUGCAAUGAAUUAUUAUAGGUCAAAAUUUGAAAAAGUAAUAUUUGUGAUAAGCAGUGAUAAUGAACAGUGGGUCGAAAAAAAUAUCAAUCAGUCUCAUAAAGGUGAAAUAUAUAUCGUAUCAUCAGGCUAUAGGGAAGUAGACAUGGCAACACUGAUUCGAUGUAACCAUACAAUAAUGAGCACUGGCACUUAUUCUUGGUGGGCUGCUUAUUUGACUAAUGGUACUGUUGUAUAUUAUGGUGGUUGGCCAAAACGUGGCACAGUACUAGAUAAGAUUGUGAAAAAAAGUGAUUAUUUCCUUGAAAAUUGGAUAAAGCUGGAAUAA
Molecule: messenger RNA, 1035 nt
Organism: Thelazia callipaeda (thelaziosis nematode)
Lineage: Eukaryota; Metazoa; Nematoda; Chromadorea; Rhabditida; Thelaziidae
Source: the annotation of a GenBank genome assembly